Molecule: messenger RNA, 813 nt
Organism: Guillardia theta CCMP2712
Lineage: Eukaryota; Cryptophyceae; Pyrenomonadales; Geminigeraceae
Exons: 9
Coding region: 1-813 (270 amino acids)
Source: RefSeq, a predicted model, not a curated record
AUGGCGACGCCGCGAGUGAUGGUGAUCGUGCUGAAGAUGUUUGGAUUCGUUGUAAUGCUGUGGAUGGGUAUGUACAAGAGCGAGAAGAUUCUGAUGCGAAGAUGUCGCAAACAGGCGGACGGAUCAUGUGUGGAACAGAAAGUCGCGAUAUCACCAGGGUGGCAAGAGAAGCUCGUAGGAUAUCCAACGGUCCCACUAGGAGAGGACGGGCUGAUAGAGGCGCUGGACGCUCAGGUUAUCUGCAUCGACGAGGACAAUCUGGAGCCCGACCAGGCUGAGAGUCUUCCCGUGAACGCGCAUGAGCUGCCGGCUCCCAUGGAGGAUGACGGUGAAGAAGUUGACGCUCUGCCGCACGCGUCUGACAUGUCGGGCGAAGAGGCGAGGGGCGACAUGAUCAUCUGGAGGAGAAACGACGUGGGAUGCCCCUCGGACAUCACAAUCGAUGAGUGGAAAGAAUAUUGCCUGAACCCGAAAGCCCCCAAGUUUCUGCAGGCGAUCGACGCGCGUCGCAUGAGGAAGGAGGACAACGAGAAUGAAGAUGAGGACGACGAUGACGAGGACGACGAUGUAGAUGAUGACAAUGACAGCGAAAAUGGUAGACUGAACACUGAACAACUGGCAUCCAAGACAUGCGAAGAAGAAUCUGAAGAUGGAGCAAGCGACGACGACGAUGACGACGACGACGACGACGACGAAGAAGAAGAAGAAGAAGAAGAAGAGCAAGCAAUUUCUGCUGACAAUGUGGAAGAUGGUGAUACUCAUGCGAUGGUUCCACUGAUCGAUUGCGGGUCUGAUUCGGUGUCAUGGUUCUAG